Molecule: messenger RNA, 1202 nt
Organism: Vigna radiata var. radiata (mung bean)
Lineage: Eukaryota; Viridiplantae; Streptophyta; Magnoliopsida; Fabales; Fabaceae
Product: auxin-responsive protein IAA27
Exons: 5
Coding region: 1-918 (305 amino acids)
Biological process (GO): regulation of DNA-templated transcription
Cellular component (GO): nucleus
Molecular function (GO): protein binding
Source: RefSeq, a predicted model, not a curated record
AUGUCUGUGCCAUUGGAACAAGGCUAUGUAGGGUUAUUAGAGGUUUCUGCAAUGGAAAGUUCUGACAAGUUUUCUACUAGUGGUGGCUUGAACCUCAAGGCUACUGAGCUGAGGCUUGGUUUACCAGGUUCCGAGUCACCGGAGAGAGAUGGGGGUGUGGAAGAAAAAAAUGGGCACCCUUUGGGCAUGGUCAAGAAUUUGGUGUCUGGGGCCAAGAGGGGUUUCUCAGACACCAUUGAUGGGGGUUCUAGGAAAUGGCUUCUCUCUGGGAAUGGUGGAUCUGAGGUGGGUUUGGGAAAAGAUUGUGGCUUGUUCUCAACAAGGGGUAUUGGUGCUAGUGCUGCCAAGGCUGAGUCUGCCAACCAACAAAUUUCUGUUGUAAAAGAUAAAGUUCCUCUGCCUCCAAAACCUUUGAAUGAGAAGAAACCUCAGAUAUCUGCUCCUGCUGCAAAGGAACAGGUUGUGGGAUGGCCACCAAUCCGAUCUUUCAGGAAGAACUCAAUGGCCACUCAGCCUCAGAAGAAUGAUGAUGAUGCAGAAACCAAGUCAGGGUGCCUUUAUGUGAAAGUUAGCAUGGAUGGUGCUCCAUACUUGAGGAAAGUGGAUCUCAAAAACUUUAGCACUUACAUGGAACUGUCUUCAGCACUGGAAAAGAUGUUUAGUUGUUUUACAAUCAGUCAAUGUGGUUCUCAUGGAGUUUCUGGUCGAGAUAAGUUGAGCGAAAGUAGACUGAUGGAUCUGCUUCAUGGUUCAGAAUAUGUUCUCACCUAUGAAGACAAGGAUGGUGAUUGGAUGCUAGUUGGUGAUGUUCCAUGGGAGAUGUUCACUGACUCAUGCAAGAGGUUGAGGAUAAUGAAAAGUUCUGAAGCAAUUGGACUAGCACCAAGAGCCAUGGAAAAAUGCAAAAGUCGCAACUAGCAAUAUGCUAUUGAUACAGAAAAGAUGGAGUACUAACUAUUACCUUUAAAUACAUCAUAGAAGAGUUCAAAGGCAAGUGCAGGGCACAAGCUGGGGAUUCUCUUGCUUGAAUAUGUAAAAUCCUACAUAUAGGAUUAAAGUAUCUUAGGCCAUAUGUUUGUUGUAGACAUUUCUUAGGCUUGUUGUUUAUCCUCACUUCUCUUCAAUCACUGCACUGUGAACUUCGUAAGAUUGAAGCUGUCUUACUAAGUAAAUUUUGUAACUCAAGUAUAUGAAGUUUAAUA